AGCUCUCACCGCCUCCCACUAUCAGGCUCACAGAUGCUGACCACAAGCUUGAACCGUGGAUCUCUCCUGCUGAACCUCCACGUCAGAGCGGGACGCACAGAGGCCAUCCAGUGAUUGGUGUUUUUAUCAGAACUCCAGUUUAUUGGACAAAAAGUGACUGAAACUUCUCAGAGAUAAAUCCAGAGUCUAAGAUGGGAAAAUACUACAAUGUCAGUAAGAAUGUUGCCGUUGGACUUCUGGUGAUUGCCGUCAGCGCUCUGGUGACAAUAAUCGCUCUAUCUAUUGCUUAUGAUAAGCAAAAAGCCAAGAAUCAAGGUAAUCCUGGAGAUGACGCAGGUACUGGUAGCAUCUCUGUACCCCCAACGACCCCCUUCACAUCAAAAGAGCCGUGGGACCACUUUAGACUCCCAGACUCCCUCAUCCCGGACUCUUACUCUGUGACUCUAUGGCCCCGGCUGAAGCCCAACGCUGAAGGCAUGUACAUCUUCACGGGACAAUCUGCUGUCCUCUUCAGGUGUCAAAAAGAGACAGAUCUUAUAAUCAUUCAUGCCAACAAGCUGAACUUCACUACAUAUCUGGAUAAGCAUGCUACUCUUACUGGCCUGGGUAAAGCCACUGCGCCGACCAUACAGAGGACUUGGCUUGUGGUGAGGACAGAGUAUCUUGUUAUUCGACUGAGCGGAAAACUAGCAGUGGGAGAAUCCUACAUGCUCCACACAGAGUUUACAGGGGAGCUGGCAGACGACCUAGAGGGCUUCUACAGGAGUGAAUACAUGGAUGAUGGAGUAAAGAAAGUUGUAGCCACCUCUCAGAUGCAAGCAACGUUUGCCAGAAAAGCAUUUCCCUGCUUUGAUGAACCCGCCAUGAAAGCAGUUUUUAAUGUCACCAUCAUCCACGACCCAGGCACCAAGGCUCUCUCCAACAGCAAGGAGAUGGAUUCUUCCGACGCCAUCCUGGAUAACAUUCCUGUCAAAGUUACAACAUUUGAGCCAACUGAGAAAAUGUCCACCUACCUGUUGGCCUUCAUCGUCUGUGAUUUUGAUUCCAUCGUCUCACAGGAAAGCAAGUUUUUGAUUCGAAUCUGGGCACAAAGAAAAGCCAUCGGUAGCAAGCAGGGCGAAUACGCUCUCAAUGUAACAGGACCAAUCCUUCAGUUCUAUGAGAAAUAUUACAACACAACUUAUCCACUCUCUAAGUCAGAUCAGAUAGCUCUUCCGGAUUUUCAUGCUGGAGCGAUGGAAAACUGGGGUUUGGUGACAUAUAGGGAAACGGCCCUGCUGUAUGACCCCGUGCUUUCCUCUACAGGAAACAAAGAGAGGGUCGUUUCUGUCAUCUCCCAUGAGCUCGCUCACAUGUGGUUUGGUAACUUGGUGACCUUAGGUUGGUGGAAUGACCUGUGGUUGAAUGAGGGCUUUGCUUCAUAUGUGGAAUACCUUGGGAUUGAUUAUGUUGAGCCCACCUGGAACAUUAGGGACCAAAUCAUUCUGUAUGACAUGCAAAAGGUGUUUGCCAUAGACGCCCUGGCCUCUUCUCACCCGCUGUCCCGUAAAGAAGAGGAGGUUAAUGAGCCAAGUGAGAUCAGUGAGAUGUUCAACACCAUCUCCUACAGCAAGGGUGCAGCAGUGCUGAGGAUGCUGUCAGAGUUUCUCACCGAGGAUGUGUUUGCCAAAGGACUCAGUUCAUACCUCAACACCUUUGCCUUUGGCAACACAGAGUAUAAAGACCUGUGGGAUCAUCUCCAGCAGGCAGUUGAAAACACGCCAGAUCUGAGUAUUCCACGAUCUGUACAUGACAUCAUGAGUCGCUGGAUUCUCCAAAUGGGCUUCCCAGUGGUCACGAUUAACACCACAACAGGAGGGGUCAGCCAAAAACACUUUCUGUUGGACUCGGAUUCUAAAGUGGACAUGCCGUCCCAAUUCAAUUAUACAUGGUUUGUCCCGAUUAAGUGGAUGAAGAAUGGCAUGGAUCAGCAACAAUAUUGGCUUCUUAUGGAAAAAGACACCAACGCUGAGAUGAGAGUUUCAGGAAAUGAAUGGGUGCUAGCGAACACAAACGUGUCAGGUUACUUCAGGGUUAACUAUGAUGAAGGCAACUGGGAUCGUCUCCUAUCUCUGCUUAACACCAGCCACCUGACUCUGUCUGUUUUGAAUCGAGCACAGAUCAUUGAUGAUGCGUUCAACCUGGCAAGGGCAAAAAUAAUCCCAACAACAAUGGCCCUGAGAACAACAGAAUACCUUUUAAAAGAGAGAGACUAUAUCCCCUGGGCGUCAGCUCUGAGAAACCUGGACUACUAUAUCCUCAUGUUUGACCGCACUGAGGUCUACGGAGUCUUACAGGCCUACCUUAAAAAACAAAUCGAACCCCUUUUCGAGUACUUUCGAACGCUCACCUCCAACUGGACUCAAAUCCCUGUUGGACACACGGACCAGUAUAAUCAGAUCAAUGCUCUCAGGAUAGCAUGUGGUGUGGGUGUGGAGGGCUGCAGGGAGCUGAUCAACAACUGGUUCAGACAGUGGAUGGAAAAUCCAGGUCACAAUCCGAUCCAUCCCAACUUGAAAGGCACAGUUUACUGUAGCGCCUUAGCCUUUGGGGGAGCCAAGGAGUGGGACUUCGCCUGGCGAAUGUUUAAGAACACCACUCUGGCAUCGGAAGCAUCCAGACUCAGGUCGGCUAUGGCCUGCACCAAAAUACCGUGGCUUUUGAACAGAUAUUUGGAAUACACCCUCGACCCGACCAAGAUCCGAAAACAAGACGCCACCUCCACCAUCCAGAACAUCGCUUACAACGUUGUAGGAAUGCCCCUGGCCUGGAACUUUGUCCGAGCAAAAUGGAGCCACAUCUUCCAAGAGUAUGGAAAAGGAUCGUUUUCCUUCCCUAAUCUCAUAAGUGGAAUCACAGUGAGGUUUUCCACAGAGUUUGAGUUGCAGGAGCUGAAGAAAUUCAAAGAAGAUAACCGCCAGCUUGGUUUUGGCUCGGCUACCAUGGCCCUGGUGCAAGCUAUUGAAAAAACGACAGCCAACAUAAAAUGGGUGGCAGAAAACAAAGAUAAAGUUCUUGAGUGGCUUUCUGAGAAGACAGUGGCGGGAAAUUUCAGAUGAUGCUCUGCUUUUGUAUAGUCUGGAUUGUAUGAUGUUUGAAAGAAAGAAUAAUAGAAAUCAAGCAAAACAAGAAGAUGCACAAAUAUU
Molecule: messenger RNA, 3185 nt
Organism: Cyprinodon tularosa
Lineage: Eukaryota; Metazoa; Chordata; Actinopteri; Cyprinodontiformes; Cyprinodontidae
Product: aminopeptidase N-like
Exons: 21
Coding region: 192-3098 (968 amino acids)
Biological process (GO): peptide catabolic process; proteolysis
Cellular component (GO): cytoplasm
Molecular function (GO): metalloaminopeptidase activity; peptide binding; zinc ion binding
Source: RefSeq, a predicted model, not a curated record